This is a messenger RNA of Anopheles cruzii, 3110 nucleotides long. RefSeq names its product zinc finger protein Xfin-like. Lineage: Eukaryota; Metazoa; Arthropoda; Insecta; Diptera; Culicidae. Gene Ontology annotation, cellular component: nucleus. Bases 1 to 2778 code for a protein of 925 amino acids. The record is from RefSeq and is a predicted model, not a curated record. The transcript is spliced from 4 exons. Gene Ontology annotation, molecular function: zinc ion binding.
AUGAUGGAUGCCGAUGAUGAACCGAUCGUCAGUGGUGAUCCGACAGAGGUUCCGAACCAGAACCCUGAAGUGUAUUGUCGUUUCUGCUUUUCGGAAAUAGACGUUCAGUCACUGUUUUCGGAGGAAAACAAUACAAAGACUGAUCUGCUGGCCCGUUUAUCCGAGUGCAUAGGAUUAACCUUGACCCGAAAUGACGACUAUCCGAGCAGUAUCUGCUCCAUGUGUUCGCUUAUGUUGGGGGACUUUCAGUGUUUUCGAAAUCGCUGCCUUAAAUACGACGCAGUCGUUCGUCGAUGCAGGCAAGAUUCGAAGCCCGUGGUAGAGCUGCUAUCCCCCAAGCUGGAGAAUGAGGCCCCCGAUCGACGGACGUUCAAUGGAGUAAAGUAUUCCGCAUCCGGAGAACGCAACAUAAGCUGUGCAUACUGUCCGCGCAAGUUUACGCGCAACAUGUACUACAUUCAGCAUUUGAAGACGCAUGAACCGGACAGCGAGCGGAAGGAAAAACCAUUCCAAUGCCUCCACUGUCCGCGUUCCUUCAGUACGCGAGUACGACGAACGGUACACGAAAAACGGGAGCAUCCAAAGAGGACCAUCAAGAACAAGAAUGAACCGAGUGCGUUCGUUUGUCCCGAAUGUUCGAAAUCUUUCAAGUAUCGCUACUCCCUUCGUAUGCACCUACUUAACCAUCGUGGCCAGCUUCCGUUCGUGUGCGACGUUUGUAGUAGCGGUUUCUACAAUGUCAACUAUCUGACUGCGCACAAAGCACGCUAUCAUGGACCGAACGCCGUCGAGGUAGCGCUCAACGAAAGGGUGUCUUGUCGAUAUUGUCCACGGACUUUUCUGCGGAAGUGUGAUCGCACAUGCCACAUGAAACAAAUGCAUCCAAACUACCCUCCCGAGUACGACGGUACUAAUGAUGAGAAUGACGUACCAGGAUUACUAGAAGACUGCCCACCGGCUGACAGCGAGGGAUUGACCGAUCCGGAACUACUGCCGCCGAACGUACACGAACCGAUGAUGGUGAUAAAGGAGGAGGAACCAUGCUCGGAAAUGGCUUCGGAGCGAAGUGGUCAAAGUGGCUCAGUUAAACCAAAUCCCACACUUUACUGUGAGUCGUGUGCAAUGGGAUUUGAUACGGAGGAUAUGUACGCGGAGCACAUUGAUGAUCAACACACGUUUCCUGAGCAGGGUUCAGUGAAUCCUCCUGCCUCCGAAAUACAGCACCCAAUGAUGCACCACAACCGGGCGAAAAAACUAUACUGCCAGUAUUGUUCGUCCUGUUUCAGUCGAGUCGGCUAUUUGAACGCACAUAUGUUGCGGGUGCAUCCGCGAGAGUACCAAAGCGUGAUGGGUGCACACAAGUGCCGAUUUUGUCCACGACAAUUCGACAAGGUGCGGUAUCGGAAGGUACAUGAACGCAUGACCCACCUGAAGCGCGGUGAGGUGCUACCGGAAGGAACCAAAUCGGAAAGUGAUAUGGACACAGAUGCCGGGACCGGCACAGCAAAUUUUGAAGCAAACUUGUCGAGCGUAUCGAAUGACGCAAUCAGCAAUGAUGCUUUGAUUGAUGAGCUUUGUCCUGCACGGCUUGUGGUAGUUUUGGACCGGCUGCCAGAGGAAGUGCUUGCAUCCUACCAAUGGCAAUUGGAUGAGUACUAUCACACGACGCCUGAGGUGGCACCUGAGACGGAGCAAUUGAUCGAAAUCGUGCCAAAGGAGGAAGAAAACAGUACUACGCCGAAUCCGCCACACGAGACUGAUGGUGACGUGGCCCUAACACAACGCACCAAACUUGGCAUUAAGCUGCAUCCUUGCGGCAACUGCCCCAAAGUAUUUAAAACGCGGCAGGCCCUGCGGAAGCACUCAAUGUACCACACCGGAGAGCUUCCGUUUCGGUGCGACGAGUGUGGGGUGCAGUUUAUGCGUCCGGGACAGCUUUCCUUCCAUAAGGCACGGUACCAUGGUGACAGCGCACCGACGAUAGUAAAUCGCUAUAGCUGUGAUUAUUGUCCCCGGAUUUUUCUGCGUAAGCAAGAUCUUGCCAGCCAUUACUUCAUGGUUCACAGGCGCGAUCGGGCGGCGGAGGUAUUCGCUAAUGACGGCGUAUCGCCCUCAUUGGAACAGCGUAAAAAAAGUAAACGGAAGGAGUACUGGUGCCAGGUUUGUGCCAGCUCGUUCGAGCGGCACAGCAAAUGCGAGCGCCACAUUCUCCAAGCACAUGGCCAGGACGGGAGCGUUGGUGCCGGCGGCGAGCAGGCAAUGAAACCGGUUAAACUUUGUCGCUGUAACAUUUGCACGGCGAUUUGGAAGAAGCGUGAGGACUGGCUCGAACAUCUGCGAGAGCAUGCGAACAUUAAACCACAUCACUGCGAACAGUGCUUGAAGCGACGAAAAAAGUUUAUCCGGAAGCAGCUACGCUUUCCGUGCAACGAGUGCGGUGUUAUGUACGAUCGGUACCGUUAUUUGGCAAUGCACAAACUUCGCUACCAUUCGGAGGAUGCAUCCGCGGCGCCCCAGGCAGGAUUGCAUAAGUGUUCUUACUGUCCACGAAUGUUUACACGCUUGCGCGAUGUUAACUUUCAUCAGGUUUCAGUACACGCAGAUCAAUCCACCCAGGCCAUACAGGAGCUGGGAGAAGGACAGGACAGAGAACCCACGACAGAUGAACAGGACCUGUUCUCCCACGAGUUUGGUAGUCUUUCGGAGAUGCUUCUCAACAGCAAUUGUAACGAUUUGGCGCACAAGGCAAACAUCAAGCAAGAAUUUCCUUCCAGUUGAGCCACAGAAGACUUAUGAGUUUAUCAUGCGUAGAAACAUUUCUGUUUUCGAUCUAAUUGUCAAUACGUAAUUAUCCUUAAUAAUGUACGUUGCACUAGGCAGUAGUUGCAACCGAACGUCAGUAAUUCAACGAGCACGUACGGCCGAUACGUACAUGAAACUAGUGAUGUUAGCAGUAUCAUCAUACGGAACUAUUCGGAUUAAAUUAUUAUCACGAUUAGAGCUUAGAAAACGGAUUUCAAAUUUAACAACGCGUUUCCGUCAAGUUUAGUUGCCAAGAUUGUACAUUGCCAUUAAUUUCAACGAUUUGUGUUUAAUUAUAAUAACAAAAU